Aspergillus bombycis is the source of this 1536-nucleotide messenger RNA. RefSeq lists its product as uncharacterized. The transcript has 5 exons. The record is from RefSeq and is a predicted model, not a curated record. Gene Ontology annotation, biological process: transmembrane transport. Gene Ontology annotation, cellular component: membrane. The annotation marks the transcript as partial. Gene Ontology annotation, molecular function: transmembrane transporter activity. Lineage: Eukaryota; Fungi; Ascomycota; Eurotiomycetes; Eurotiales; Aspergillaceae.
CCCAGUUCUCUUAUCAUCUUCACCAUGGGCAACAACGCCGACGGUGCACAUGUCGAAUCCCUCUCUACCGACGUUAGGGACAUGCAGGGCGAAAAAGAGGUCCGCUACUCCGAUGAUCCGGGGUGGGCUACGGCCCAAAAGCGCUAUCUGCGAAAACUUGACUGUAUCAUUCUUCCGACGAUUUCAGCUUUGUAUUUCUUCGAGUAUCUUGAUCGCGGAAAUGUUGCUAAUGCAAAGCUUUAUGGGUACAGUCAAGGCCACAAUACAGUCCAUCAUGGUGUUGGUCCCGGUGAUGGAAAGCUGUCCUCAACCCAGUGGCAAUUAGUUGUCAUGAUAUUUUAUGUCGGUCUUGUACUAUUCCAAGUACCUGGGUGUAUCGGAUACCGGGUGUUUCCUCCUUCCAAGUGGAUUGCGUUUGGGGUCUGCGGAUGGGCAGUGACUAGCAUGCUGCAAUGUACAGCGUUCAACCUAGCGGGUGCGCUGGUCUGCAGAAUCUUCAUCGGAGUAUUCGAAGGCCUUUUCGGCACCGGUAUCGUAUACUACCUCUCGCUCUGGUACCACCGGACGGAGAUGGGUAUGCGCGUCUUCUGGUUCCUUGGACCUACAGCCGUCGCCGGUGCAUUUGGUGGGCUUAUCGCUUUCGGCAUUGGCCAUAUUGACGGUUCCGUCCCGAACUGGAAAUGGCUCUUCCUAAUUGAAGCCCUUCCUUGCUUCUGUCUCGGUCUAUUCUGCCUGUACUGGCUUCCCGAUCGCCCUACGGCCAACUCACGCUUCUCUGGCCGGGACCAGGAAAUUGCCGAGGCUCGCUACAAGAAUGAGUCCUUUGAUAAGGCAGGCAAAAUCCAGAAAAAGCAUGUCCUCUGGGUCUUCACCGACUGGAGGUUAUACGUGCAGGCGGCCGUGUAUCUCCCCACCGCCGCCUUGCUGUCGUCCAUUUCUGGCUUCUUGCCCACUAUUAUCAGCAACCUUGGUUACUCCAAGCCCGCCACCGCAAACCUAAUGACCGUCCCGCCGUACGCCGUAGCCUUCGCCCUCAUGCUCGCAACCUCCUACUCCUCCGACCGUUUCAAAGAACGUGGCAUUCACAUUACAAUUCUCAUGAUAGUAGCCACAAUAGCCUACGCCCUUCUGGCCACCCUCCCUGAGCACCAACUAAAGGGCAAGUACGCCUGUGUUUGCAUCGCUGUCGCCUGUGUCUACGCAACCUACCCGCCAUCCCACGCCUGGGCCGCCAACAAUUUCGGUAACGAAACCAAACGGGCCAUCGGCAUGGGCUUUUACACAGCGCUGGGAAACUUGGGCAGUAUUGCCGGCUCGUGGUUUUACCCCUCAAAUGAAGGCCCCGAGUUCCGGAAGGGACAUUUUAUCUGCAUGGGGCUUGCAAUUGCGACGGCUGUCAUUGCACUGGGAAACAGCUUGAUUUUGAGGGCGCUUAAUAACUAUCGAGACCGGAAGUUUGGGAAGCCAGAGCCUGGCGUUGCGGUUGACGUUACUGAGUUGGCGGAUAAUAGUCCUAUGUUUAGAUUCAUUACCUAG